UUCCUGCUUAGGCCCAGCAGCCACACUGGACAAGCUGAGAGUCGGCAGCCUCGGCAGCCACGCUGGACAAGGCUGAGAGUCAGCAGCCAUGCUGGACAAGGCUGAGAGUCGGGCAGCUCCUAGGCCCAGCAGGGCCAGGGCUGAUGAUGGCAGGUGGGGGUGGCCACCUCAGCGCCCGGAUGUACACUGAAGAACAGAACAUAGGGAAAAGGCUUGUCUAUGAGACCAUAUUCAGUCACUACAAAAAACAUAAGGUGGAGAUUUCAAAUGCAAUAAAUAAGACAUUUCCUUUCCUUGAGGGCCUCCGAGACCGUGGCUUCAUCACCAAUAAAUUGUUAAAAGAUUCUGAAGAGUCUUGUAGAAACCUGGUUCCUGUACAAAGAGUGGUGUACAACGUUCUCAAUGAACUGGAGAAGACGUUUAACCAGUCACUUCUGAAAGCAUUGUUCAGCAAGGUCAACAUGAAGGAAUAUCCUGACUUAAUUCACAUUUUUAGGAGCUUCGAAGAAGUGAUUCAUAAUAUCCAAAUAGAUGAUCGAAAAGAUACCUGGGAGAUGGCCAGCACCCAAUUCAUCCAUGAUCAAGGGCAAACCCUACCAGAAGCUGGAAUCCCAGAGCAUCUGGAUGAUGGGGAGAAGAUGAAUAUAAGGAAAAAAGAUUCACUGAGUGGCCAAAAUGAUGCAUUGAGAACUCGAGAAACAACUGAAUGUGCUCCAGAACCUGAACAAGCAGAUACUGUGGAUAAUGGAAACAACUCUACUUUGGGAAGACAGAAGUGGAAAAGAAGGAGAAAGAGAGGCAGACCUAGGAAACAUUUAACUCAGAGAAAUAAAGCCCCACUAAAAAGAGGCCGACCAAGAGGUUCAAGAAAGCACGCAGAUGAAACUGUGGAUUUUCACUCUCCUUUCCUUCCUGUGACCUGUGGUAAGGUGAAGGGGACAUUAUGUAAGAAGAAAUUGGAACAAGGAGUCUCGGAAAAGUGUAUACAGCAUGAGGAUGGAAACUGGUUCACCCCCAGGGAAUUUGAAAUCCAAGGAGGUUAUACAAGAUCAAAGAAUUGGAAGAUGAGUGUGCGCUGUGGAGGACGGCCCCUACGGUGGCUGAUAAAGGAAGAGUUUCUACCUGAUCCUCCAAGAACAUAUCACAGGAGAAAAAAGAAAAGAUUGGAGCCUCACAACAAUGACUUAGUUGACCCUUAUCCGGGAAACUCAGAUGACUGUGAGGUAUGCCGGAAAAGGGGAAAGCUGUUCUGCUGUGACACUUGUUCGAGAUCCUAUCAUGAGGAAUGUCACAUCCCACCUGUGGAAGUUGAGAGGACCCCAUGGAGCUGCAUCUUCUGCAAGAUGAAGGAUUCUUCAGGAAACGAACAGUGUCAACAGGAGGCUGAGAUCCUGGAGAGGGAGAUGUUGCCUGAGGAACAGUUGAAAUGUGAGUUCCUCCUUUUGAAGGUCUAUUGCUGUUCAGAGAGCUCCUUUUUUGCCAACAUCCCAUAUUAUUAUUAUAAUAGAGAAGAUUCUCAGGUCCUAAAGGAACCCAUGUGGUUGAACAAAAUCAAGAAGAGGCUGAAUGAGAAGGGUUACCACCAAGUUGGGGGCUUCGUGCAGGACAUGCGCCUCAUCUUUCAGAACCACAGAGCAUCCUACAAGUACAAGGACUUUGGCCAAAUGGGACUUAGGCUGGAGGCUGAAUUUGAGAAGAAUUUCAAGGAAGUAUUUGCUCUUCAGGAAACAAAUGAGAAGAGUUCACUGGUGUAAUGAAUAAUGUAGAUGCCCUGGCCAAAUGCUCUUUUCUGGGCAGGUCUUCCCAUCCACUGCUGCUCUGAGUGUUGACCAGCUGCUGACGCUACCCCUCCCAGAACUGCCCUGGGCCAAAGGGAAUCAGCUUCAUCUGGAGGUUAUGCCCCCUUGCUUCAUGGUGGAACCAGUGAUGUGGUGUGAUCCAUGCUCCUGUGCACCCCGUGAAAUAAGGCUGGUUCAGUCUCCAGAUGCAGCCACAUUCUUGCUUAGCUUUUCCCUGCUACCCUAUUGUGCUUUCUUCUUGCCCCAUCUGAGAGAACUCUCAUAAUAAAUCACUUGUUUAAGAUA
Trichechus manatus latirostris (Florida manatee) is the source of this 2084-nucleotide messenger RNA. RefSeq names its product nuclear body protein SP140-like protein. Gene Ontology annotation, cellular component: nucleus. Gene Ontology annotation, biological process: regulation of transcription by RNA polymerase II. NCBI's taxonomy places the organism in Eukaryota, Metazoa, Chordata, Mammalia, Sirenia, Trichechidae. The record is from RefSeq and is a predicted model, not a curated record. The transcript has 16 exons. Bases 144 to 1754 code for a protein of 536 amino acids. Gene Ontology annotation, molecular function: protein binding; DNA binding; DNA-binding transcription factor activity, RNA polymerase II-specific.